Schistosoma turkestanicum is the source of this 1899-nucleotide messenger RNA. Lineage: Eukaryota; Metazoa; Platyhelminthes; Trematoda; Strigeidida; Schistosomatidae. The record is from the annotation of a GenBank genome assembly.
CACGGGUUAACUCUUGCGUUGCAUUUCGAAAACGUGGGGAUUUAGGCACCUGUUGCUUUUGUAAAGAUGGCUCGUGAGUGGAGUGUUGUUACAACGGCUCUUCAGGAAGGAAGACAUGAACUCGUGAUUUCUGGGAAGGAAAUCUCAGAAAUGAUCGAGAAAUCAGGGCUUGACAAUAGAAUUUAUGAUUUAAAGAAGCUCAACUUUCUGGAAAUUUCCCAUACUUGUUUAGAACAUCUAUCUGAAGAUAUAUCCAAGCUUUCAAAUAUUGCCCAACUCUGUCUUACAUCAAAUAUGCUAAAAGCUGUUCCAACCAAUCUCGGAUCUCUUCAUUCUUUACGAUGUUUGGACUUAUCCUUCAACAACAUUUCAGUGAUUCCUGACAUUUUCAGUCAACUGUCUAAUCUAUAUAGUCUUAUUUUGUCUGGUAAUAAAAUACAAAGUAUACCAUCUGUUCAAGGGUUAAAAUCGCUACACGAAUUCUCAGCUUCUAAAAAUCAAUUAACCUUACUUCCUGAAGGGAUAGAGCUGCUGACUAAUCUGGCCGUCUUGGAUGUCUCAUAUAACAACAUUUCUAAUUUGCCUAAAGAUAUGUUUAAUUUAUCAAGUUUAAAAAGUGCAAAUUUUUCCGAAAACUCUUUAACUGAUUUUCCAGCCAAUAUUCAUCGCUGUCGUAAACUAAAUGUUCUAAUAAUUCAUGGAAAUCCUUUUAAAGAUAAUCGGUUGAAAAGGCUUUCUGUCGAUGAACAUUCGCCAACUGCUCUUUUAGCUUACCUUCGUCGAUUGGAUGAAACAGCUGGCGGGAAAGGAAAAAAAGUCAGUGACAAACAUUCAUCAUCAAAAGCUUUAACCGAACACCAGGAAACGAAUAAUGUUAUUGCCCAACCUCCAGAAGUUACGGAAAGUUCAGUGCCUCAUAUUGUCAUUCAGCGUCCAUCUGAACAAGAACAAUAUCAAAUUAAUCAAACUCAUUCAGUGAAAUCUGGUCCACGUCCAUUCAUAGUUGCCUGUACAGUUCAUGGCGUAGAAUUUUCAUCUGAAGCUAAACUAAAAGCUUUCUUACGAGCUCAAGAAAAUUGGCAUCGUGAUAUUGGCCAAAUGCGUCGUCAUGCAACUUUAGCCACUCACGAUUUACAGCUGAUCCGUUUUCCGCUUACUUAUACUAUAAAAGAAGCAAAGUCAUUUGUAAUUCAUCCAUUAAAUAGGACUCCUAACAGUACAGGUGAAGCAUUUUUAAGACAAUUAGUUCAUGAAGCACAAUUAGAUAGGAAAUCUCGUAAACAAACAAAAUUUAGUCAGAUUUAUCGUUAUUUAAAUGUAUUGGAUAUUGAAAGUGCAAUGGUUUCAAAUGUAUUCAGUGAUGUAAUGGUUCCUAUUGUUGUGGAUAGUACACCAGUGGUUAUUUCAGUUCCUCCACUUACUAAUAGUCAUGAUACACGUUUGACUGUAAACACACACAAUAUACUGAUUGAAGUUUCCGGUAUCAAUUUACCUGUAUGCAAACAAUUUGCUGAAUUAGUUAUUGCUUGGUUAUUAGAAAAUGCUUGUCCCCAAUUAAAAGAAAAUCAAUACAAUAAUGGCAAAGUUCAUACAGACACAGUGAAUACAACAGAACAACAAUCAAAUCUUGUCAAUGAAUUUGAUAAAAAGUUAACAAUCAAACAACCGAUUGUUAUCCCAGUGAAUUCUCUUGUAGUACGUCCAAUUCGUGUUGUUGAUGUCGAUGAUGAUUGUAGUCUAUGUGUUAUGUUUCCAUCACGAUCAGAUUUAACCGAUGCAAAGUUUAAUACUAUUCGUUAGAUUUUUUUUUGUUUAUUCUCCUAUUCAUCUGUUAUUUAUUUACAUGUUACGAAAAAAUGACAACAACAACAGCGACAUUAUUAUUAUUAUUAUUAUUAU